AUGUUAUUAGGUAUACUCAUCGCACUUGUUAUGACCAUUCUCAAAUACUGCGCCAUUCAUCCUCUAGGAAAGAAAACACGAAGGGGACUCAAAGAAUUUUUUAAGCACUUCGAUCUUAUUGGCGAAGGCGAUUUGUGGAUAGGUGGUAUAGUUAGUUUUGCUAUUCUUAUCCUAGUUAUAUUCGCCUAUGUGUUCAGUAAUGGCUACUUUUAUCGUUAUCCCAUCGAAGAAAUCAGUGGUAAUGCUACAUUUGCUUGUGAUCUAACCUUAUCGAACGCUCAAUUCAGUACCCGUUUGAUGUCUCUGGUGGUUCCUCCAAAAGCCGAUGAAUUAUCCAUAUUUGAACUUCUCAACGCUCAGCUAUUUACACUGCAUGUUGACUUUGUCAAUACACUUUUUUCAUGCGCGGAUGUGACCCUAACACAAAUCAAGGACGUAAAUCUACCUCUCCCCAUUUCGUCCUGUAAUAACAGCGAUGGCAGCUUAUCACUUGCAGCUACUUUACCAUCACAUGGUGUGAAUUUACAGUUUCUGCUCGCUGGUAUCAACACUAUCGGUGGUGUUCGUCUAGCCCUUGAAGGAUCGGGUACUCAACAGAAGAAUGACAUUCUCCAGGCUAGUUACACGCUUGUCGAUAUCACAUUCGCACAGGCAUUUUCAGCUCCUGGUCUCGUUCUCACACAACAGCCAUCGCUCACACUUCAGCUCACUAAAGUGAUUAAUCGCACUUAUCCACUUACUAAAGACGGCCAGACACAAUUGAGUGGUAUUUGGAUGCCUUACGUUUCGACCGAUAUCAAUCAGAUCUUUGUUAAUGAAAAUCAGUAUAUAUAUGCCAUAAGUUCGAAUACAAUACUUUCUCUCGUCAUAAGUGAGACACCAUAUUACGUAUUAAACACGCAACGACCGAUCGUCGAAGAGGCCGAACUUAUCUUCACGAACAUUCUAUUCACCAUUCUAUGCAUGGAGGUUUUCGGUUUGAUGUUCCUCAUUUUCAAAGUUAUAAUUGCCCCACUUUUCGGAUGUUUCCAUAAUUAUUAUCAACGACAAAGUACGACAGAAAACUCACUGGCAAACAACUUCGAUUUGCCACAAGUAUCUCUUUGUCGCUUUUAA
This is a messenger RNA of Rotaria socialis, 1116 nucleotides long. NCBI's taxonomy places the organism in Eukaryota, Metazoa, Rotifera, Eurotatoria, Philodinida, Philodinidae. The record is from the annotation of a GenBank genome assembly.